This is a messenger RNA of Dentiscutata heterogama, 909 nucleotides long. Lineage: Eukaryota; Fungi; Glomeromycota; Glomeromycetes; Diversisporales; Gigasporaceae. The record is from the annotation of a GenBank genome assembly.
AUGUCUUCUCAGAAAUUUGAUUUUUUUACACGAUUUAAUGAAUUUGUUAUUGCAAUUUUCGCUUUCACAAUUAUUUGGAAUAUUUGUGAAGGAAUAGUAGCGAUAGAUUACGGAAUUCAAUGCAAGUCAUUCAGCCUUUUUUUUCUUGGAAUCAAUGUUUCUGUUUGCGUGAUACCUCCAAGCUUGGCCUUACGAGAGUUCAUUAAAAAAAUAAAUUCUAAUGAAGAAAAGGCGAAUUCCGAUAUACAAGAUAGUAUAAUAUACAAGAACGAAAGAAAAAUCGAAUUUAUGAUGAUGAUUCUUUUUAUAUUACUUACCACGAUUAUUUUUACGUGCGCAGUAGCUUUCUUGGUUCUUAAACAAAUUCCACAAACUACUUUUCCAGGAUUGAUAAUCACCAGCAUUUCAUUAGUUAUUACGUUGCUUCUUUGGUCAGGCAAACACUGUCUUGCUAGAAAAUUAGAUAGUUCAAUAUUAUCAUACGAAGCUCGUUAUUCAUUGGUUUGCUUAGAAAUUAUAGCAAUUGUUUUCUUAAGCAAUCUAUUAUAUCUAAUUUUACCGAAUAUUUGGUGGUUGGAUUCGGUAGCGACUUUAAUACAAGGAAUACCACUUAUUAUAGAAGGUUUCGAAAUGUAUGCAAGACGCAAAUCAAAUAAAACUAAUGAAAAAGAUUGCAGAAUUACUAUAACGAUUGAAGAAACUACUUGUUCUACAAAAGAACAAAAACCUAGAAAACGACAGUCUUCUUUUGGUUCAGGAAAACGACAGUCUUCUUUUGGUUCAGGAAAACGACUGUCUUCCAAGCUUCGUGCAAAAAUUAAUGAAGGGCAAAAUAAAGAACCUGAAAGUUCAAAUUUUUUAGACAUUACUUUCGAAAAAAAAUCAAUGGAUAUAGAAACGCUAAGAUGA